AAUGCGGAAGUUCUGAAGAGGCGACUGCUGUUGAGAUGUGGAAAUUCUGAUCGGUCGUCGGACUAAAACAAUAGUAAUAAAAAAAGGAGGAAUGAAGCGGAGCGAAGAAUGGUGCACGUGUACAACUGUCACCCAUUUGCUUCGCAGCAGAUUGUCCCGACUGAGCAGGAGCCCGGCUUGUUUUGUUGCGGCGGAGAUGUGCUCUUCGUUGUAUCUGCUGGUGGUUGCAAGAUUGAGGCAUUCUCGCUGCAGGAGGACAGCUGCACUCCCUUCUGCCGGUUUUCUACCAUGGGGAAUGUCCUGAGGAUAGCGCAUAGUGAAGUAGGGGAUUAUCUGGUUACAAUAGAAGAGAAGAGCAGCUCCAUAUAUUUGAGGGCAUAUACAAACUGGAGAUGCCAAACAGCAGAAAAAACAAGAGUUGGUGUUCGUUUGUUAGGACAUUUUGUAAGAAACUCAUCCUUUCGUUCAUCUCCCAAGGAGCAGAUGGAAAUUAUUGAGAUCCCACUCUCUGAAACACCUCUCUGUAUCUCAUGCUGCCCACAUACUGGUGAUCUUCUUGUGGGAUGUGAAAAGAAUCUAAUUAUCUUCAAGUUGAAAAAUGAAGUUUUGCACGAGCAGCUCUCAGCCCUUGACUUUGAACGCUUCCUCAUCUUGCAUGUGCCGGGCUGGAUCCCAACAGCAGUUUGCUACUGUGCUGGCUAUAUUGCUGUACAGAUUGACCUGGAAGUACUAGUAGUGAAGCUAGAAUAUGUUCAGAAAUCAUCACAAGAUGUCAGUAUUAUGCUGAGUAAGGAUGAGCGGACUGAUGAUAAACCAGAUCUAAAAAGGCAAGCCUCCCAGAAUGAGACGGACGACUUCUGCAUCUUUCAGAAGCACCAGGAGAUGUUGGGACAGGCGGCUGUUGAGUGUGGAGUGUCUGUGACACCAGAGAAAACUGGAAUGGAUUUUGAUGAAGAUAUCAAAAUACAGUAUAUUCUGUACAGGAGAUUUGCUCCAGAUUUUUUCCAAGGCCAUACUGUGGAAGAAACACGACUUCGUUCUCUUAGUCUGUUGCCUAUCUAUCGAACAGGUAACUCUAACCAUUGUGGUGAUGCCAGACCAAGGGAGCUUUUAAAUAUGUUGUGCUUUUUCUCGCUUCCCAACACUGGCUAUUUGUAUAGCUUGAAAAGCCCAGUGGAACUUAUCUCUAAUUACCAAUAUCCAGAAAAAGCCCUUGCAGCAGUUUUGAGCACUCGCUUUUUAUAUGUCAUCACCAGUCAUGAUUUGCAGUGUUUUACUGUCCGCUGUAGUGCACUGGCAGCCCGGCUUGAGGAUCCAUACAUGGACACUACUAUGAGGACCUGUCCACCCACCUCACUGGAAGUGUGUGCAUUACGAAUACAACUUUUUAUUGGUCUUCAGGCUUUGUGCCUUUGCAAAAACCACCUGAUCCUGCUAACUAAAGUUGAUGUUGACAGUGAUGGAAGAGACGGAAAGGUUACCAGAUCAACACUGUCUAAAAAAGCAAGCUUUAAAAAAAAGACGCCUGAGGGCGGCCAUGGCUGGAAUCUGUACAUUGUGGAUAACAUUCCAGUUAUUCAGCUCUACAGAGAAAUGAUUGAUUAUAGUAAAAAGUACAGUGCGAGCAAUAGCCAAUCCCAGAACUGCGUCCACCUCUUGUGUGAAGCCCACCUUCUCCUGAGGGCAGCAUUGAUGGACCCAAUGCUGACGAAAACAGAUGAAAGAGAAGAGCUUAUGGCGGCGUUUAGAGAGAGCUGCAUCCUUCUCGGAGAUUGUUACAGCAGGCUUGAUACUAGAGAGUCUCAUCUUGCUCUUCCCUAUUACAAAAUGUCUGGGUGGAGUAUGACUGACAUUAUUAAUAGAAAUUUAACUUUUUCGCAAAAAGCACACACUUUUGGGAAAGGUUUUAUGUUUUACCUGAAGAAUUCUUUAUGUGAUGAAACGGGUGAAGAGCUAAGUACGGAUAUAGCAGAGCAGGUAUUGACCAUCUUCAGCUCUGCCGAGCCUAGUCAGCUUCCACACAUUGUGUGCAGUCCCAGCAUGAUUAACGCCAACCCUGCUACAACAUUCAUGUGUCUGGAAAGGUGGGAGGCAAUAACCCCUAGUGUUACCGUUACACUGACAAAGGCAGCAACUGCACUGAAGAUGAAGGAUCUGCAGCUGUACAAAAGGCAAAUGGAUCGUCAUGCAGAGAUGCUGCAGGUCUACGGUUUUAUUGAAGAGCCAAAGUUACUCAUUCAUCGUACAGCAGAAGGUAUUAAGCCAACUGCCCUGGCAUGUCAUCUGAGAGAGACACAGGAUGGGCUACUGGUAGCUGCCACAGUGGCACUUCAUGAAAAUGGCAAAAUGAAGCUUACAGAAGCAGACGUCUUCUUUAAGGUGAUGUGCAAAGAAACUGGACAUACAGAAAGUGAACCUCAGUUGCUAGUUGAUUUUUGGGAAGCACUUUUGGUGGCUUCAGCUCAGGAAUCUAUCAUUCAAGACCUUCUUUUUAAACUGGUUUCAGUGUAUAUACACCGGAUCUCCGUAAAAGAAAAUCUCAGCAUUAAACCUUUAAAAACAGCAGAAGACCUGAUAAAUUCCUCCACACACUACGGGCUUAUAUUUCCGUGGGUGACUGUCAUCACCCCAGCUCAUUUCAACAUUGCCUAUGAGUACCAGGAGGAUUUACAAAAGCUGCAGGCCUUGUUGUGUGGCCCUUCUCUAGAGGUGUCCUCAAUAUUCCCAUUGCUGGAACAUCUAUCUGAUAAAGACAACGCCGGCUUUAGCAUACAUGUACUCUGUGCAUCUAAGCAAGGACAGUGUGAACACGCAAUCGUCAGACUAUUGGAUACGUGUCCAGAAGCCAUCAUGCUUUAUGCAAAUCAUGAGCUCCACCACGAUAAGCAGGCCCUUUGGUGGCAGAAACUUUUACCAGAAGUCUGUGAGAGGAUAAAAUCCAGUGAAGACAAAAGUGACAUUUUACUUUUUUCACUUAAAGAAACCUUAUCAGUUAUUGCUAUGGAACUGAAUCCACUGGAUUUUCUGCGCCUUAUGCCAGACGACGGGAUGGCAGCUUUUUUUUUGCCCUAUCUCUUUGAAUGCAGUCAGAAGAGUUUAAUAACUCAAGGGGAGUGUAACUGAGUAGAGGGUCUACCGUGGCAGGCCAGAGAUGACAGCACUGUAUGUCUGUUCACCAGCGCCUGCACCACCUGACUGAGCCCGUUUAGGUCAGUGCAAUGUUAGCUUUGAAGUAUAUUUUCAGCGUCCUAUGUAUUAUUAUUGUAAUGGAUUAUUGUAAUGGAGUGACCAAAGAUACUUUUGUAGAUUCCACUACUGUUUUUGUUAAGUCUGAAAUUCUAUUUAUUUACAUCUAUAUAAGCUAAAAAAUAUCAAUGUACAGUGUGUGUAAGAAUAAUAAUGUUAAAUACUGUAUGAAUUCUUUAUCAUCAGUAAAUGUUCAGAAUAACCACAAACAAUAUUUAAUAUUGAAAAGAAUUUCAAUUCAUACGGUCUAUCUUUUCUCUUUCUUGCUUUCUUAUUUUCCAUGAAAUCUUUUUGUUUGCAAUUCCAAAUUUAAAGAUAUAUUUUACUAAGGUUGUCUUUAUUAAAUAUAGAAACAUUAAAUUCUGAGUGCUUUUCAAAACAUGUGCAUGCCUUUAACAUUUUAAGUUCAUGAAUUGUAUUUAUUUUUGUAUUUGUGACUGUGACUGAUGCAAGAUGUCAAAUUUUUUUGGGGUACUCCCCUACUAUUGGCUGUCUAGACCUGAAUAACACUAAUUUUUAGGCCCUUUUUUAAACACCCUUAUGAUAAAUAGUAAAACAAUAGGUGUUUUCAGCAACAAAAAAAAAAAAAAAAAAAAAUCGGGAAGUCUUGAAGUUGAGCAUGCCACAUCAACCAACCCAAGGUGUUCACCCCCCUAAAGUGACACAAUAAAGUAUUAGCAAUACAGGCGUGUGGAGUGCUGUUUUAUGCUAACUCAAGCUUGACGAUAAUGAAUAUUUUAAUAUAAUAUUGUGGCAUGGUGAUUUAGACUUCAGACCUUGAGGUUGUGGAUUCAAGUCCUACUACUGCUACUGUGUGACUAUGAGCAUGUCUCUUCAACUGCCUGUGCUGGGACAGCAAAGGAAAUGUUAACUCAUCAUGACGCCUUAAACAAAUGUGUCAGCCAAAUAAAUAAAUACCAGUGGUCCCAGCCAUCUAAGAGCCAUUGCCAGAAGGUUACAAGUGACAAAUGACAAACAUACUUAUUUUGACAGCUACCUUGUGAAUGAAUAACAUUUAACUAACCUCUAUAGUUAACUGUUAUUUAUUUUCACAGUUAAUUUGUGUUAUGCAUGUAUCCCAAUUUUGUACAUUACCUUAAGUCAUCUUCCAGUUAACAUAAUAUCACAUCCAGGGUUACAGGCACCUUUGAGCACAAGAAAGGAACAACCCUGGACACGCUGACAGUCAAUGGUAGUGCCAACAAACACACUCACACGGGGGCCACUUUGAAAUUACCAGUUGACCCAACAUGCAUGUCUUUGGGUGACGCAAGAGGAAAACUGGACAUCCCGAAGGAUAACCUGGUCAGACACAGUGAAAAUGUGCAAACAUGCCUAAAGAAUGAGGAGCCUGAAGGCUCAAUGUACAGUGUGCUUGAUACAUUACUGUCUGCUAUUAACUGUAUUAACAGAAUCGUGUGGAUAGUUUGUAUCUGGUAAUUAAAAUCUUUAACAGAACAUGUACUUUAUAUAGUGAAGAAAACAUUGUUUAUCAGAAUUUGAUUUUGUCACUUAUUAUUGUGUAACAAUCCAUAUUACUAACCGAGAAUGCUAAACCGGAUGAUGGACGCAGGCACAUCCGGCAAUGGGCCGUAGCUGCAAAAAGACGUACUGCGCAGGCGCAAACAAAAUAGACGGCUAUGCAGCAUAGGUGGAUCUCCUUACAAUAAGGCACUAUUAACCGUUCAACCGCAAAAAAGGCUCCAUAUUAACAGUGAGUGCAAUACUCCUUAUUACUUAUCCAUAUUUCUAAAAGAAAAAAUGACUCGACUCCAAAAACGCAAAGCUCAACUAAAGCUUCUAACUAACGAUGUGCCUAAAAGUAAAAACUUUAUGAACUGCAUUAGAUCCUACAAUACUUCAUUUAAUAUGCACAAAUCUACAUCCUAGAUCCACAUGACGCAAACUAUCAAUCAAAGUGCUGCAUCGCAACAGGCACGGAUUCAAAACGAAACACCUCCCGUCUCAGACAUACGCUAAUGGCAGCGAAGGCUACAACGGGCUUCUCACACAGCACAGGCAAAUCGAUUACAGCUCCAAAACAACACGUCCCAAAUACUACACAUGCAACAACGCGCCUCUCAAACGGCACAAGCAAAACAUACACCAGGAAAAUUCAUUCGGAUUAAUGAAUGUCAUUUGCAAUCAUUGUCAUUCAGUUCACUUCCCUGAAGAAACAACUGGCAAUACAAGUUAUACAUUUACACGUUGUUGUCAAAAGGGUCAAAUUAGACUGCCUUCUUUACAUUCAUAUACUGAAUAUCUACAGAAGCUUAUAACUGACGAUGUACCUGAAAGUGAAAUCUUUAUCAACUUCAUUAGAUCCUACAAAUCGGAAUCCACUAUGAACAUUAACGGUGGCACUGCACGUGACAUCCGUCUUGAAAAAAUGUUGCUUAUUGAAUGUUCAAUGGCAUGAACAAACGUUUAUGAAUAAUAAUAUUCGAUUUGGAGGAAAGGCACUUUUAUGAGGAGGAGAUUUUAGACAGUGAUUAGCUAUUCUUCCAGAUGCCAUGCACUCAGCUAUUGUUCAGUGCACCUUAAAAUACGCAGACAAUUGGCAUUGCUUUCAAAAGAUACAGUUAGUAAAAAAAGAUACGAUGUCCAGAACCAGAUCAUAACAAUUGCUUAUUACAAGUGAGAGAUGGUACACUCACCAAUACAGAUGGACUUCAGCCACAUAUUAUUACAAUUCCUCAAGCCUUUAUCUGCGACGACUUAGUUACAGAGAGAUUUGGAACAGCAAUCUCAUUAGACCAAAUGCCCCUUUUAACACAACACACUAUAUUAUGUCCAAAAAAUAUUAAUGUGGAAAACAUAAAUACCCAAGUCAUUCCAUUACUUCCUGGAAAGACACAACUCUUUCUAAGCUCUGACAAACUUGACUCUGAUCACAACAAUAACCAUCUUAAAUGACCUUACAAGUUCUGAGCUGGAAUUACCUUUUACACUUAAACGGCGUGUACAAAGAAAUUUUCAAAUAAACCUUUACACUGUGCCACACACUUUAUUGUUUGCUUUCUAUUUGCAUCAUCUACACCGUCACACUAUUCUAUAUCUCAUUCAUACAUCACGCUCUUUGUCAUUCCCAACACCAGGGGUUGGCGAGCGAAGCGAGCAGGGGGCGGAGCCCCCUAGUACAUCAUAAACGGGAAUGAUAAAAGUCUAGUUCAGUUUGAAUUUGUGUAUGCUUGAUCGAUUUAUAGAUAGACUGGAAUACUUUUUGAGGUAUGGAGCACACCAAUUUGUUUGUGCUUAGCCACCUUUCUCACAAAGACGGAAAGUUCCAACACUUGCAUAAAGCAGUGAAUUUGCACCCAAACCAUUGGUAUCAUUCUUACCAGUUUUCCCAUGCUAAAGUCCUUAAAACAAAGUAACAAAACAUAUUUUGAAAAAAGU
This is a messenger RNA of Erpetoichthys calabaricus (reedfish), 6645 nucleotides long. RefSeq names its product HPS3 biogenesis of lysosomal organelles complex 2 subunit 1 (gene hps3). Gene Ontology annotation, biological process: organelle organization. The record is from RefSeq and is a predicted model, not a curated record. Gene Ontology annotation, cellular component: cytoplasm. The transcript has 17 exons. Bases 109 to 3123 code for a protein of 1004 amino acids. NCBI's taxonomy places the organism in Eukaryota, Metazoa, Chordata, Cladistia, Polypteriformes, Polypteridae.